Oncorhynchus nerka (sockeye salmon) is the source of this 1523-nucleotide messenger RNA. RefSeq lists its product as uncharacterized. The transcript is spliced from 11 exons. The coding region runs from base 295 to 1431 and encodes 378 amino acids. Gene Ontology annotation, molecular function: GTPase activator activity; phosphatidylinositol-3,4,5-trisphosphate binding; phosphatidylinositol bisphosphate binding. The record is from RefSeq and is a predicted model, not a curated record. Gene Ontology annotation, biological process: positive regulation of GTPase activity. Gene Ontology annotation, cellular component: intracellular membrane-bounded organelle; plasma membrane; cytoplasm. NCBI's taxonomy places the organism in Eukaryota, Metazoa, Chordata, Actinopteri, Salmoniformes, Salmonidae.
AGUUCACUUCCGAGUGUAGGUCUGGCUCCCUCCCCUCACACACACCCUCCCUGAAAGGUGUCAGAGAGAGAGGCUCAACCAACAACAAGUUGUGACAAAUCCUUUUUUUUAAUCAAGGACAGGGAGUUCGCACAGAACUCAGGUUGGGCGGUGAGAACCAUGCAAGUGUUUCACUGAAUGGACCGAACGGAAGAAUCGAUUUGAGUGGAAGUUUAUUUUUCUUCUUCUUUCAGUUCAGCCUGAGAGCCUGGCAUACCUCAUCCUCUCGUGUCUAAAGUGUUUAAAGGAUUGGAAAUGCCUGGGAACGAGAGAGUUUCUCGUCUCUUGAAAGAGAUCAUUCAAAAGCCAGGGAACGACGCGUGCGCAGACUGUGGUGCGCCUGAUCCUAGUUGGGGCUCCUGUUCCUUAGGAGUGUUCAUCUGUGUUCAAUGUUCCGGGAUCCACAGGAAUAUUCCCGACAUCGGAAUGAAGGUCAAAUCCCUCAGCCUCUCCCGCUGGGAAGACCAGGAAGUGAAGUUCAUGGCGGAGAAUGGGAACGAAUUGAUGAAGCAGAAAUAUGAGGCGUUUGUUCCUGUCUACUACUACAAACCUACCCACAAAGACUGCCAGGUCCUGAGGGAGCAGUGGAUCAGAGCGAAGUACGAGAGGAAAGAGUUUACAGGGGAAGGGAAGAAACAGACCUAUGAGGAGGGAACGAGGGAUGGAAUGUUGAUGAAAAGGGGGCGGGACAACGGUCAGUUCCUCAACCGACGAUUCGUUCUCUCAGAAAGAGAGGGGACACUGAAAUACUUCACCAAGUAUGAUGCUAAGGAGCCUAAAGCGGUGAUAAAGGUGGACUCUAUCAACGCAGCCUUCCAGCCAGAGAAGAUAGGUAACCCCAACGGACUACAGAUCACCUACCUGAAAGACUACAACACCAGAAACAUCUUCCUCUACCACGACAACGGCAAGGAUAUAGUAGACUGGUUCAACUCUAUAAGGGCCAUCCAGCUCCACUAUCUAAAGGUGGCCUUCCCAGGGGCUAAUGAUGUGGAGCUGAUGCCCAAAUUGACCCGCAACUUUCUGAAGGAGGGCUAUAUGGAGAAAACAGGACCCAGGCAUACAGAAGGGUUUAAGAAGCGUUGGUUCACCCUGGACCACAGACGUCUCAUGUACUACAAAGAUCCCCUGGAUGCCUUUGCCAAGGGUGAGGCAUUCCUAGGGCACCAGGACCAUGGUUACAGAGCUAGCCCCGGCCUUCCACCCGGAACCCACUGCAAUGGUGCCUGGCAACACGGCAUCACCAUAGUAACACCCGAGCGCAGCUUCCUGUUUACCUGCGAGACGGAAGUUGAGCAACAGGAUUGGCUGAAACACUUCAAUGAUGUCAUCAGCAUCCAGAUGUCCCCUCAGGAGUACUCCAUGGAGGCGAUGUUCAGACACAAGCAUUGAUGGACCCUUCCUCCUCCCAUCCUCCUCUCCUCCUCUCCUCUACCUGUCUUCUGUUCCUCCUCCCAUCCUCCUCUCCUCUACCUGUCUUCUGU